Molecule: messenger RNA, 1008 nt
Organism: Botrytis byssoidea
Lineage: Eukaryota; Fungi; Ascomycota; Leotiomycetes; Helotiales; Sclerotiniaceae
Exons: 2
Coding region: 1-1008 (335 amino acids)
Source: RefSeq, a predicted model, not a curated record
AUGAACGACCCACAAACGUUCAAUAUCAUCAAUCCUAAUCGUGGUUCACAUCAAAUUUAUUAUGAAAGAGUAGACUCGCGUUCAAUUUGGCGAAGCUGUCUACAAUAUCGUCCCCGUAUCAAGGAUUUGAAAGUCUUGAAUCCUUUUCGUGUUAAAAUACGUCAAAUGCCACGUUUUCUACAAAAGCUGCGUUGUCGUAGCCCUGGUGGUGUUCGUAGCAAACAAGCACCAUUUUUCAGCGACACCAGGAAGGGUUCUCAACGUCCUCCUAUAUCCAUUAAGGCCGCGCGGACAUCAGGCGCCGAAGACCAAACUCUCUCGCAGAACCCACUCUUACCUGUACAGCUAACCCCUGAGAUUCUCGACCAAGCUCCCCAAGAGGUAUCUGUCAAGACUUCAAACCGUGAGACAAUAGUCGGCAAGCCUGCAAUAGAGAGAGUUCCGUCUCCGGUAUAUAAUGCGAACUAUGGUCCAUAUCAACCAUACAUACCAUCAAACCUGAACCACGAUAUUGGUAUGGCCAUAACCACAUCACAAACAAUAUUGAAUUAUUCAAGCCCCCAACGAGACACUCAAAUCGACAACGCCCAACAGAGAAGCGACGGAGAAAACCAUGAUAGUUUUAGAUUCAAUGGUACGUCUUCUUGGGGGGCUUUGCAGAUUGACGAGGAAGCAAAAUGCACAGAACUUGUAGACAUAUCUACAUUAGUGCCACCAAAUCCUCAGCCGAAAAGGAAACUCGUUACCCGCAGGAUUCCAGCAGAUGAAGUUGAGCAUCAUCCUUUGCCACAUUCAGCUUCGACAAAGAACUUGGUUCAAUUAUUGGAGGUUGAGGCUUCUCGACAGGAGCAGGAGAAGGAAGAAAUGGAAAAGGGAAAUUUACGAGGACCUAGAACACCAAGGGAUUCUAGAAGAUGUGGACAAGUUUGGAAUAGCGAGGAAACAAGGAAGAGUUUCCUUGCGAUAGAAGCACUUGAUGCACUCGCUGUAGGAUUGAGACUCACUUGA